UACAUUUCACUCUUGGAAUUUCAGGUUUAUUUAAAGCUUGAUUCCAUUUACAGUCCCAACACGCUAACAAUUAUCACUCCAGACUUCGUUCUAAUGGCAACUCCAAGUUUCCGUAGAUUCACAUACGAUGUGUUCCUCAGCUUUAGAGGGGAAGACACUCGUUAUGGUUUCACUGGUAAUCUCUACAAAGCUCUCUGUGACAGGGGACUUCACACUUUCAUGGAUGAUGACAAACUUCAAAGCGGAGAGGAAAUCACACCAGCACUUCAGAAAGCAAUUGAAGAGUCUAGGAUUGCCAUCAUUGUGCUCUCUCACAACUAUGCUUCUUCCUCCUUCUGCUUGGAUGAACUUGCAACCAUCCUUCACUGCCAGAGUAAAGGGUUGUUGGUUAUACCAGUGUUUUAUAAGGUGGAUCCUUCUAAUGUCAGACAUCAGAAAGAUAGCUAUCAAGAAGCAUUGGCUAAGCAUCAAAAGAGGUUCAAAGGGCAGAAGGAGAAGUUACAUAAAUGGAAGAUGGCCCUGCAUCAAGUUGCUGACUUCUCUGGCUAUCAUUUCAAAGAUGGGUACCCACCUUACCAAUCUUUUUAUUUUAUUGAAAAUUAUAAUGUUUGGAACAGGGAUGCAUACCAGUACGAGUUUAUUGGGAGAAUUGUUGAACGGGUUUCUAGGGUGAUUAAUCAUGCUCGUUUACAUGUUGCGGAUUACCCAGUUGGCCUACUGUCACAGGUGCUGAAAGUCAAGAAACUUUUGGAUGUUGGAUCGGAUGAUGUUGUCCACAUGAUAGGGAUCCAUGGAAUGGGUGGGUUAGGAAAAACAACACUUUCUCUAGCAGUUUAUAAUUUGAUUGCUGAUGAUUUUGAUAGUUCAUGUUUUCUUCAUAAUGUAAGAGAAGAAUCAAAUAAACAUGGGUUAAAACACCUCCAGACCGUCCUUCUUUCUGAACUACUUGGAGAGAAGGACAUCAACUUAGCAAGUGUGCAAAGAGGAAUUUCAGUGAUACAACAAAGGCUUGGUAGAAAGAAAGUUCUCUUGAUUCUAGACGAUGUUGACAACAGAAAGCAGUUACAGGCAUUUGCUGGAAGAUCUGAUUGGUUUGCUCCUGGCAGCAGAGUUAUCGUUACCACUCGGGACGAACAGCUGCUAAAAUGUCAUGAGAUUGAAAGAACUUAUGAGGUGAAGGAAUUGAAUAAGAAUGAUUCUCUUCAAUUGCUUAUAUGGAAUGCUUUCAAAAGGGAAAAGGUCGAUCCAAGUUACAAGGACGUGUUGAAACGUGUAGUGACUUAUGCUUCUGGUCUUCCAUUGGCUUUAGAAGUAAUAGGUUCCAACUUGGUUGGAAAAAGUGUAGAAGAAUGGGAGUCUGCGAUUGAACAUUACAAAAGAAUUCCAAACGGUGAAAUUAUAGAGAUACUUAAAGUAAGCUUUGAUGCUUUGGGGGAAGAAGAAAAGAAUGUCUUUCUUGACAUCGCCUGUUGCUUGAAAGGAAGUAGUUUGAAAGAAGUUGAACAAAUACUUGGUGUUCUUUAUGAUAACAACAUGAAACAUCACAUUGGGGUGUUGGUGAAAAAAUCUCUCAUAAAGGUUGGGCGUGAAAGGUUUAAUGUAAUUGAAAUGCACGACUUGAUUGAGGACAUGGGUAGACAAAUUGACCUGCAAAAGUCACCCAAAGAGGUAGGGAAGCGCAGGAGAUUAUGGUUAGGGAAAGAUAUCAUUCAUGUUUUAAAAGACAACAAGGGAACUAGCGAAACUGAAAUCAUAUGCCUGGAUUUGUCUAUAUCUGAAAAAGAAGAAACGAUAGAAUGGAAUGCCAACGCCUUCAGAAGGAUGAAAAACCUUAAAAUACUUAUCAUUAGAAAUGGUAAAUUUUUCAAAGGUCCCAAUUAUUUUCCGGAAAGUUUGAGAGUACUGGAAUGGCAUGGAUACCCUUCAAAUUGUUUACCAUCAAAUUUUGAUCCGAACAAGCUUGUGACAUGCAAGUUACCUCACAGUUAUUUUACGUCAUUUGGAUUCCUUGGCUCAUCAAAGAAGUUCGAGAAUCUAACGGUCUUGAAUUUUGACCGGUGCAAAUUUUUAACACAGACACCCGAUAUGUCUGAUCUCGGAAAUUUAGAGGAAGUUUCAUUUAAAGAUUGUGAGAGUUUAGUUGAAGUUCACGACUCAGUUGGUUUUAUGAGUAAACUUAAAAUAUUGAAUGCGGAAGGUUGCAUCAAGCUUAUGAGUUUUCCACCUCUCAACUUGCCCACUCUUGAAAGACUAGAACUUUCAUNGGAUGCAUACCAGUACGAGUUUAUUGGGAGAAUUGUUGAACGGGUUUCUAGGGUGAUUAAUCAUGCUCGUUUACAUGUUGCGGAUUACCCAGUUGGCCUACUGUCACAGGUGCUGAAAGUCAAGAAACUUUUGGAUGUUGGAUCGGAUGAUGUUGUCCACAUGAUAGGGAUCCAUGGAAUGGGUGGGUUAGGAAAAACAACACUUUCUCUAGCAGUUUAUAAUUUGAUUGCUGAUGAUUUUGAUAGUUCAUGUUUUCUUCAUAAUGUAAGAGAAGAAUCAAAUAAACAUGGGUUAAAACACCUCCAGACCGUCCUUCUUUCAGAAAUACUUGGGGAGAAGGACAUCAACUUAGCAAGUGUGCAAAGAGGAAUUUCAGUGAUACAGCAAAGACUUCGUAGAAAGAAAGUUCUCUUGAUUCUAGAUGAUGUUGACAACAGAAAGCAGUUACAAGCAUUUGCUGGAAGAUCUGAUUGGUUUGGUCCCGGCAGCAGGGUUAUCAUUACCACUCGAGACAAACAGCUGCUAAAAUCUCAUGAGAUUGAAAGAACUUAUGUGGUGAAGGAAUUGAAUAAGAAUGAUUCUCUUCAAUUGCUUGUAUGGAAUGCUUUCAAAAGGGAAAAAGUUGAUCCAAGAUACGAGGACGUGUUGAAACGUGUAGUAACUUAUGCUUCUGGUCUUCCAUUGGCUAUAGAAGUAAUAGGUUCCAACUUGGUUGGAAAAAGUGUAGAAGAAUGGGAGUCUGCGAUUGAACAUUACAAAAGAAUUCCUAACGGUCAAAUUCUAGAGAUACUUAAAGUAAGUUUUGAUGCUUUGGGGAAAGAAGAAAAAUAUGUCUUUCUUGACAUCGCCUGUUGCUUCAAAGGAAGUAGUUUGAAAGAAGUUGAACGUAUACUUGGUGUUCUUUAUGAUAACAACAUGAAACAUCAUAUUGGAGUGUUGGUGGAAAAAUCUCUCAUAAAGGUUGGGCGUGGAUGGUUUGAUGUAAUUGAAAUGCACGACUUGAUUGAGGACAUGGGUAGACAAAUUGACCUGCAAAAGUCGCCCACAGAGCCAGGGAAGCGCAGGAGAUUAUGGUUAGGGAAAGAUAUCAUUCAUGUGUUAAAAGACAACAAGGGAACUAGAGAAACUGAAAUCAUAUGCCUGGAUUUGUCUAUAUCUGAGAAAGAAGAGACGCUAGAAUGGAAUACCAACGCCUUCAUAAGGAUGAAAAACCUUAAAAUACUGAUCAUUAGAAAUGUCUCUUUAUUUUCUUUGCAGAAGUUCGAAAAUCUAACUGUCUUGAAUUUUGACUGGUGCAUAUUUUUAACACAGACACCCGAUAUGUCUGAUCUCGGAAAUUUGGAGGAAGUUUCAUUUAAAGGCUGUGAGAGUUUAGUUGAAGUUCACGACUCAGUUGGUUUUAUGAAUAAACUGAAAAUAUUGAAUGCGGAAGGAUGCAUCAAGCUUAUGAGUUUUCCACCUCUCAACUUGCCUACUCUUGAAAGACUAGAACUUUCAUUUUGUUUCAGUCUUGAGAAAUUUCCAGAAAUACUAGGAAAGAUGGGAAACAUAAGGGUACUUCAAUUGCAAGAUCUUCCCAUUAAAGAAUUGCCACUGUCGUUUCAAAAUCUUGAUGGACUCGAAGAGUUAUCCUUGUCAUGUGAAAAUGUUCACUUUUCAAGUAGCAUUGCCACGAUGCCUAAAUUGUUUCGUUUUAGUGUUACUAAUUGCAGGGGGUGGCAAUGGGUAAAAUCAGAAGAUGCUGAAGAUAACUUUGGCUCAAUGGUUCCUUCAAAGGUAGAAUGGUUUGCCGCCUGGUCUUGCAACCUGGAUGAUGAUUUCUUUUCAGGAGGUUUGAUGCGGUUGGCACAUGUGCGUUGUUUAUUUCUACGGGACAAUAAUUUCAAACACCUUCCUGAAUGCAUCAAAGAAUUUCACAACCUCUGGGCUCUUGAUGUGAGUCAUUGCAAACAUCUUGAGGAAAUCAGAGGGUUUCCACCAAAAUUAGAACAUUUCAAGGCAAUAAACUGUAUAUCCUUGACUUCCUCCAGCUUAAGCAUGUUGCUAAAUAAGGUUUUAUCUUGCUUUUGAAUUUUAUGAUUGAUAAUACAUAGUGCUCUUAAUGUUGGUAAGCUAAUGAGUUCUUUAUGAAUUAUGGAUGACUAACAGGAACUGCAUGAAGCUAGAAAAACUGAGUUCUGGUUUCCAGGAGCAAGUUUUCCAGAGUGGUUUGAUCUGAAGAGCAGUGGACCUUCAUGUUCUUUCUGGUUUCGUAACAAGUUUCCUGCCAGAGUUCUUUCUCUUCUUA
Messenger RNA from Vigna umbellata (rice bean), 4552 nucleotides. The record is from RefSeq and is a predicted model, not a curated record. Lineage: Eukaryota; Viridiplantae; Streptophyta; Magnoliopsida; Fabales; Fabaceae.